This is a messenger RNA of Trichomycterus rosablanca, 1276 nucleotides long. It is a transcript of the gene alkbh1, whose product is annotated as alkB homolog 1, histone H2A dioxygenase. Lineage: Eukaryota; Metazoa; Chordata; Actinopteri; Siluriformes; Trichomycteridae. The transcript has 6 exons. The record is from RefSeq and is a predicted model, not a curated record. Gene Ontology annotation, molecular function: oxidative RNA demethylase activity; ferrous iron binding; broad specificity oxidative DNA demethylase activity. Gene Ontology annotation, biological process: oxidative RNA demethylation. Gene Ontology annotation, cellular component: cytoplasm; nucleus. Bases 1 to 1137 code for a protein of 378 amino acids.
AUGAUAACAAAGAUGGCAGCUUCUAUAUUAGAGCAUGGGGAGGAUGCGUUUAGAAAGCUGUUUAAGUUUUAUAAGAGGAGAAAUCCUCCUCCUGACUUUACUGAAGUCAUCGAUUUUUCUAAAAAAGUAGGGAAUGAACUGGUCUUUGAAGCUAAAUUGGACCAUGACAGCAUCAGUGAGGAAGCUGCCACCAAAGCUGGACUUCGACCUGUUAAAGAGUGGAGAGCUUUUGGUCUGCAGGGUUAUCCAGGGUUUAUAUUCAUCUCCAAUCCCUUCCUGUCUGGCUCACAGCAGUACUGGGUGAAGCAGUGCCUGAAGGUUUAUCCCCAGAAACCCAACGUGUGUAAUCUGGACAUGCACAUGUCCCCCGCUGAGACAGAGAACAUCUGGGAGAAAAGCAUAAGCAGUUUUAGGACGAAAGGAAAGCGAGAGCCCAGGACUCUGCUGGAAAAACUACGCUGGGUGACUUUAGGUUACCACUACAACUGGGACACCAAGACCUACUCUCCUGACCACUGCACUCCUUUUCCCCGGGACCUGCACUCUCUAUCCUACACAGUAGCUUCAGCAUGUGGGUUUCAUGGUUUUGACGCAGAAGCAGGAAUUCUUAACUACUACCGCUCCGACUCUUCUCUCGGCAUCCACGUGGACGAAUCUGAGCUCGAUCACUCUCGGCCUCUUUUGUCUUUUAGCUUCGGGCAGACCGCAGUCUUCCUCCUGGGCGGCUCUAAAAGACAGGACCUUCCUACAGCCAUGUUCAUGCGCAGCGGUGACAUCAUGGUGAUGUCCGGCUUCAGCCGCCUGCUGUACCACGCUGUGCCAUGCAUCGUGCCCGCCCCCGCUGCCCAACCUCUGCCCUUCUGUCUGGACGAACGGAUGGAGAAAUCGGAGCCGCGCGAUGGCGUCGUCCAGGGUGUGUGUGAAGAGGACUGGGCGGUGUGCUCUACUUACCUGAAGACCUCACGCAUAAACAUGACAGUCAGACAGGUGCUGGGUCCGGGGCAGGCCUUCCCCAUCACACGCUCACCUGGUAUGAAGGGAAAACAAUCUGCUAGUGGCUAUGAGGAGGAAUCGGAUGUGGAUGUUCAAACAGCCAAGAAGAAGAAGAAUGAGUCGGGACAUGAUGUCAAUUUUUGACGUCCAGGUUAAAUUUAGUUUGGACUUUUAGUAAGAUGUGUGACAAAGAUAAAUGAGCUCAAUGAUGUUCAGUAGUUAAUGUAAAGAGAAUGUAUGUUCAGAAGCUGUACAUAUGUGAAUAAAACACUUAUUUCCGUCA